Molecule: messenger RNA, 357 nt
Organism: Leptonychotes weddellii (Weddell seal)
Lineage: Eukaryota; Metazoa; Chordata; Mammalia; Carnivora; Phocidae
Source: RefSeq, a predicted model, not a curated record
AUGCAGAUCUCUGUGAAGACCCUGACAGCAAGACCAACAUUCUCGAGGUCGAGCCGUGACACCACUGAGAAUGUUAAAGCCAAAAUCCAUGACAAGGACGGCAUCCCGCCCAACCAGGGCAAACAGCUGGAGGAUGGCCGCACUGUCUCAGACUACAAUAUCCAGAAGGAGGCCACCCUGUACUUGGGGCUUCACCUGCAGGGUGGCAUCAUCGAGCCUUCCCUCUGCCAGCUGGCCCAGAAAUACAACCGUGACAAGAUGAUGCGCUGCAAGUGUUCUACUCGCCUGCACCCCCGCGGUCACCUGCCGCAGGAAGUGCGCCACACCAACAACCUGUGCCCCAAGAAGAUCAAAUAA